Anopheles arabiensis is the source of this 6154-nucleotide messenger RNA. Its product is annotated as casein kinase I-like. Gene Ontology annotation, molecular function: ATP binding; protein serine/threonine kinase activity. The transcript has 2 exons. The record is from RefSeq and is a predicted model, not a curated record. Lineage: Eukaryota; Metazoa; Arthropoda; Insecta; Diptera; Culicidae. Gene Ontology annotation, biological process: peptidyl-serine phosphorylation; signal transduction; endocytosis. Bases 782 to 2380 code for a protein of 532 amino acids. Gene Ontology annotation, cellular component: nucleus; cytoplasm.
CAAGGAGCGAGCAGGAAGGCAAGAGACAGAGCGAACCGAAACGGGCAGCGCAGAGCACACACCACAGCGCACAGUGAAGUGUGAAGAAGCAGUGAAAAAGAAACACCUCACCCGUGUCGUGCGCGUAGGUCGUGUUUCGUUUCGUAGUUUUUUCCUGAAACAAUCGCUGAAUUUUCAAAGGCUUCCUUAGUUUUUUCGUGACCUCGCCGCGCGGACCACGGGGAACGUGCGUCAACCUAGCCAAAGCACAGCGCACCAACCAUCUGGGUAAGGUGUUGUGUGUGUGUGUGUCCGUCAGCACUUCCACGUUUUUGUGGCCGUUCUGCUUGGUGCCGUUCCUGUUCCUGUUCUGUGCCCCGCACACACGCGCGCGCGUCUCCCAUUCCGCCCCUGCCAAGUGUCUGCGUGUGUGUGUGAGAGUGUGUGCGUCACAACCGUGUCCCACAUGGACUCCGGAGUCGGCCAACUCGAUGCUACCAUCUCGAAUCGGUAGUCAAACGCGUGAACCGUCCAUUUUGUCCGUGAGACAAACGGCAGGGCAGCAGCAGCAGCAGGAUCAUCCGCUCCGGAGCAGUCAAAAGAGCGGCAACGACGACGGGGUGAUCGCGAGUGGCAGGUGGAGGCGCGCAGAAAAGGAAGACUAAAUCGUAACAACCCCCAGCAAAGAGGGCGAAAAGCACGUGGCCGCGUGAACUAAAGCUUGGCUAAAGCACACACACACAUCCCGCUAGCACAAGAGUCGUCCACUGACGCCACUGCAACCACACAGACACCACCAGUCAUGGAGCUGCGCGUUGGCAACAAGUACCGGCUCGGGCGGAAGAUCGGUUCCGGCUCGUUCGGGGACAUCUAUCUCGGCACGAACAUCUCCACCGGCGAGGAGGUCGCGAUCAAGCUCGAAUGCAUCAAGACAAAGCACCCGCAGCUGCACAUCGAGAGCAAGUUCUACAAAAUGCUCCAGGGCGCGGUCGGCAUCCCGACGAUCAAGUGGUGCGGCUCGGAGGGCGACUACAACGUGAUGGUGAUGGAGCUGCUCGGCCCGUCGCUCGAGGAUCUGUUUAACUUUUGCUCGCGCCGCUUCACGCUCAAGACGGUGCUGCUGCUCGCCGACCAGAUGAUCUCGCGCAUCGACUUCAUCCACUCGCGCAGCUUCAUCCACCGGGACAUCAAGCCGGACAACUUCCUGAUGGGGCUCGGCAAAAAGGGCAACCUGGUGUACAUCAUCGACUUCGGGCUGGCGAAAAAGUACAAGGACUCGCGCAGCAUGUCCCACAUCCCGUACCGGGAAAACAAAAACCUCACCGGCACGGCCCGGUACGCCUCGAUCAACACGCACCUGGGCAUCGAGCAGUCGCGCCGGGACGAUCUCGAGUCGCUCGGGUACGUGCUGAUGUACUUCAACCUCGGCACGCUGCCCUGGCAGGGGUUGAAGGCGGCCAACAAGCGCCAGAAGUACGAGCGGAUCUCGGAGAAGAAGCUGUCCACGCCGGUCGAGGAGCUGUGCAAGGGGUACCCGCGCGAGUUCAGCCUCUAUCUCGCGUACUGCCGCCAUAUGGACUUCAUCCAGCGGCCGGACUACUGCUAUCUGCGUAAGCUGUUCCGCACGCUCUUCCACCGGCAGGGCUUCGUGUACGAUUACGUGUUCGACUGGAAUAUGCUCAAGUUCGGGCGGCCGAACCUGAACGCGUUCACCAGCAUGAAGCGUGGCCAGAGCCGGACACCCAGUGCCACCCAGAACGAGCAGCAGCAGCAGCAGCAACAGCAGCAGCAGCAGGUGCAACAGCAGCAGCAGGUGCAGCAGGUGCAGCAGCAGCAGCAACAGAAGCAAAUCGCCAACACCACCUCGGUAACGACGCCGUCCAAAGUGGCCGGUGGCGGCGGCGGUGUGGUAGUAGCCGGCGGCGUCAACAGCGUCAACAAUGCCAACAACAGCAGCAGCGUCGGUACCGCGCUCGUCAGCAGCCACGCGACCUCGGGCGGCGGCGUGGUCGGUGGCAACAGUGCGGCGACAGCGGCGGCCGUAGCGGCUGCCGCCGCCGCCGACAAGAACAAGGAAAUGUCGCCCCAGACGCGCCACCUGCUGCAGCAUUUCAUACGGACGGAGCUACAGAAGGGCCAGCCGCCGGGCGGUGCGGGUGGAAGCGUGCAGCAGCAGCAGCAGCAACCGGGCGGCAUGGUGAUGGGCGGUGGGCCACAAACGCUCGGCGGCCAGCCGUCGGCGCACAGUAACAACAUCAACAACAACAGUGGCGUCGGGGGCGGCGACCCGAGCGUGGAUGCGGCGGUGGUGGCAGCUUCCUUCUCGCGGCACGAAACGCCCGAGCGCCGCUCCUCGAUUCGUCUGCGCGGGCAAAAUCUGGACGCACGGAAUGCGGAAUAAUAUUAAAUGUUUCUCUAAUUUGUUUACUUCCAUCCCGCGCGCGCGCACACACACACCCACACUGUGUCGAUGUUCAAACUCGACACGCUCUGGACAAACACACACACAGAGGAAUACACACGUUCUAAAGAAGAGAGUAGAAAUCUGUUCGAAAUACUUUUUGGUGAUGUUUUCCUACAAAUCAAUUGCUUUUUGAGUUUUUGAAUUUUGUUCUCUCCAUUGCUCCGUUGGAUCAUCAGCAUCUAACCCGAACAAAUUAUCCCUAUAAAAUGUUAGGACAAAAAAAAAAAACAAUGGUCCAUUUCUCCAAACAGAUUCCAAACAAAUUUACAUCAUAGUAGGUAUCGAAUCAGAGACAACUCUCAAAACCAAUCACCUAGGUAACCAGUUAAACGCGCAAGCAAAGGAGAUAAACAGACGAGCUGUGGCUGCGGCAAAUGUGGGGUGGGGGAUAACAAGCGAACACACAAUUAGUGAUUGUGGAAUGAAGGAUGAUACCGCGUUUGGUACGAUAUUUGGCAUCCAUGGAUCAGUAGGGCUAGGACGUAAAAAACCGUUUUGCUCACCGCUUAGAAGCUCUCGCGCGUGUGUCGCUGUGAGCUGCGUGCGUGCGUUCGUGCGUUCGUGCGUGUAUGAUAGGAAGAGGAAUCAUGAUGUGUAAGUAGCGCGCAUACGAUUACGCUACAUGCCUAGCAAAACUAGUAAAACAAAGUAGAGAAAAGGGAAGUAAAAACGCGGCACACAUAAGUAGAGAGAGGUUGAUUUGCAAGAGAAUUAACGCUCGCGCGCCAGGACAAAGUCACUGUUCUUUAUUUUAAAGGCAUGUCGACUGAUAAUCCGAUCCCCCUCCAUAAACGUUUUGGAGUUACACACAAACAAACAAACAAACACACAAACACACAACCACACAGUUAAAGAGCAACACAGUGCUCUACUACCGCGCAAGGAUUAGAGGAGGAAAUCGCAUAGAAAAAAAGGGGAAAAUCAAUCAAAUUAUGUGAACUUUUUCCUAGGUCAUACUCGCUUGUAUGUUGUUAUUUUAUUGUUUUCUUAUGUUUCGGUAAACUCAUUGUGAAGAGAGAGAGCGAGAGAGAAGAAAAAAACCAAUGCCUGUGCACGCUUCUGUUGAUUAUUUCCUUUACGUUUCCGCAUUGCCCAUACAUGAUCUUGUGCUGUCUUUUUGUAUCCUUCUAGCGUGUUCCUUCAGGUAGAGUUGUGUGCACGCGAUCAAUUUGCGUCACGCUCACUUGAUCAUUUACCGUCAGGCAGGAACCGGACGGACAAAACGCGCGAUCCUUUUUUCGUUUUUUGUCUCAGGAUUAAGUGCGCGCUUCAUUGUAGGUUUAUUAUUUGUUUGUUUUUUCAUGUGAAUGCAAUGAUCAAGAUCUUGCCACUGUUAAGAAGCGCAUUUUUUUGCGAAGUUUGCUAAUAAAGAGCUUUCACUCCAUCUCCACCCACCCCCAAAUCACACAUACACACGCGCAUCGUCGACCAAUGCCAAUGAGUGGACACUAGAGAGAGAGAGAGAGAGAGAGAGAGAGAGAGAGAGAGAGAUGAAUCGAAGAGAAGGGCCAGACAAGAGAAAAGAGACGGCAUAGAUAGUUGUGUAUAAAAGCAAGGGCUGGCCGAUGACGAUGGGAGCAAAGGAUAAUAGUAAUGUUUAAAUGAAUUUAGCCAGCCAAUCCUGCAAGGAAGAAGGUGGCUAACAGUGCAGUACGUGGCAUUACUGAUGUAAAAAAAAGAAACCCCCCGGUGGAGAGGAUAUUUAGGCUAGGGAAAACAAUAUGUGUUGUGGGAAGGAAAGUAAUCUUUUGGGGUGUGAGUGUGGUGUGUCCAAUCGCCCCACGAAGAGCAGCUCAGUAUGCGGCAAUGUAGCAGGGGAGAGCGAGCAAAAAAGAAGACGCCGUUAAUGUGACAAGUGAUAGUGAAAAAUAUGAGGUGUGUUUGUGUGUCUGUGUACUACUACUACUACUACUACUAGUGCUCUAGCUCUAGCUGCUGCGCCUGAUGACUAUUAAGAAGAAGAAAAAAAAAAAAGGAAAACAAAAGCUUUCUCUCUGUUCUCUCGAAAGUAAGUCUGUAAACAUUUGAAUGGGGAUGGGUGGAGGAGAAGACGGAGAAGAAAGGAUAUAUGGAGAGUGUUCAGUGUGGUGAAGGUUUAGCAAACUUUGACUGCGACACAGCCGUGCAAGCACAGCAGGACAGGAAGAAGAGAUAGAAGUGUUGCUGUAUGUGUUACACUUAUAAAUAGGCAAAAGAAUACAAAGGAUAUAGGAAGUGAAGCCCACACCACGUGGUACGGUGGAUUUAGAAUAUUAAAGUACUCGUGAAAGAUGAUACACAACAACAACAACAACAACAACAACAACACACACUUAUACACGUUGGGAAAGGUGAAGAAGCUGCUUUAAUAUGCGAUCCCACAUUUCGUCUUGCAUCAUCUAACGUAUGAUCCAGUUUAGCGUGUUAUUGUGACUAUAUACUAAACCAGAAACUAAACACAAAACCAACCAUCAAAUGAAAAAAAAAAACUAAACAUACAACUAUACAACCUUUACACAGCCAGCGGCAGUAAGAGCCCGAAAUAGAAGCAAACUCAAACUCAAACUAACUUAAUCGUCAUCAUCCCCGGCUGUAGCGGUUUAAUACUAGGAACAGUACUGAAUAUCUACACCUACUAACGAAGCAGAGUGGAAGAGGGAUAAGAAAAACCACUUCCCACGCGUACAGCAACAAAAACAAGUAACAACAAGAUAACAAUUUACAGAAGAAAACAAAAAAACACACACAACUUAUACAUUAUAUAUACAUGUGUAUGUAGGUGUAAGGCAUAACAGAAGCAGAAGGUGUAGAAGCAUAAAUAGUGCAACGAAAAUGAAUUACUAGCAGAACAAACUGUUUUUUUGGGGGCGCGAGUGGGGAAGAAAAAAGCAUCGAUCCUACAAACAUAAACCCCCGAGGCCCCCCCCCCCCCGGCAUAGUAAAAACACCAGAAAAAAAAACACAUUAAACAAAACCCACUCGAUAAUCCCCUUCGGUGUGGUUUACAUUACGGUUACUUUAAGUUUAAUAAGUAGACCAAGGAGAAGAAAACAAAAUGGAAAUCGAGAAAUAUGAUAAACAAGAUGCUUUUUUGUGUGUUUGUGUGUGUUUGAAAAACAAACACUAGACGGUGGAAGCAAGCUAAGGAUGACGACUGCAAACACAAACACACACACAUGAUGUUGGUGGCGAAAAACAGAAAAUAUUGGGUUUAGAUUAAGGUGUGAUAUUGGAAGGAUGGCAAGGAAAUGAAAGGAAGCGAUGUGAAGAAAGCUAAAAGGAACGUUAGUAUAGCGCCACACACCUGUACUGCGAAGAAACACGCUGAAACAACUGAAAAGAGAGAGAGAGAGAGAAACGAGAAGGGAAAGGAGAGGGAAAAACAUAACGAAACACACACACACACUCUCUCUCUCCUUCAAUCAACAGCUGCAUACAAUACACAAUACAUAAAUUACAGCAUAAAUAGUACGAUCGGGAUCGGGUGCCUGUGCAAUUGAUGGGUUUUCUGCAUGCGUGCGUGACGAAUGAAUGUGGUUUACCGUAUAUAAUUAAUAACAUUACAAAACAAUGGCGCCAGGACAGUGGCGCGUGUGUGAGUGGACAAGGAAGAGAACGUAAGAAAUGAAGGAAAGGCUGUUGCGCUGCCCACCACACGUGUGUUGUUGGGCGGCGGGAAAGGGUUCAGAUGGUUGAGUUCGUGUGUUUGAAAGGACGGAAACGAAAGGAGAA